Messenger RNA from Sphenostylis stenocarpa, 1353 nucleotides. The record is from the annotation of a GenBank genome assembly. Lineage: Eukaryota; Viridiplantae; Streptophyta; Magnoliopsida; Fabales; Fabaceae.
AUGUCCAAGCUCAUCUUCGUCUUCCUCGCCCUCAUUCCUCUUCUCUGCACUUCCUUCUCCCCGGACCGGCCCUCAGAUCGCCGUGUCCUCGUUUUGGUCGAUGACUUCGCCGUCAAAUCCUCCCACUCUCUCUUCUUCAACUCCCUCAAAUCUCGUGGCUUCGAUCUCCACUUUCACCUCGCCGACGACCCCAAAAUCGCCCUCCAGAGAUACGGCCAGUACCUCUACGAUGCCCUAAUUCUCUUUUCCCCCACCAUUGAACGUUUUGGAGGAUCCGUUGAUGCUGCAGCAAUUUUGGAUUUUGUUGAUUCUGGUCAUGAUUUGAUUGUUGCUGCUGAUAGCAAUGCAUCUGAUUUAAUUAGGGAAAUCGCCACCGAGUGUGGAGUGGAUUUCGAUGAGGAUCCUGCUGCCAUGGUUGUCGAUCAUUCUGGAUAUGCAGUCUCUGCUACUGAAGGGGAUCAUACGUUGAUCGCUAGUGAUGAUUUUAUCAAAUCUGACGUGAUAUUGGGAAGCAAAAAAAUUGAGGCUCCUGUACUUUUCCAUGGGAUUGGGCAUUCACUAAAUCCUACCAAUAGCCUGGUGUUGAAAGCUCUCUCUGCAUCUCCUUCUGCCUUUUCUGCUAACCCUAAAUCUAAACUGACCAGUCCUCCAUCACUCACUGGAUCUUCAAUCUCGUUAGUUUCAGUUAUACAGGCAAGAAAUAAUGCCCGGAUAUUGAUCUCUGGCUCAUUGAGCAUGUUCAGCAACCGAUUUUUCAGGUCAGGAGUGCAGAAGGCUGGGAGUCCAACCAAACAUGAAAAAUCAGGUAAUGAGCAGUUCUUCACUGAACUUAGCAAAUGGGUUUUCCAUGAAAGAGGUCACCUCAAGGCGGUUAAUGUGCAACAUCACAAAGUUGGGGAAGCUAAUGAACCAUCCAUCUAUAGGAUCAAUGAUAAUUUGGAAUAUUCUGUUGAAGUUUACGAGUGGUCUGGCACAUCUUGGGAACCUUACGUAGCCGAUGAUGUUCAAGUGCAAUUUUACAUGAUGAGCCCCUAUGUGUUGAAGACUUUAUCAACUGAUGGCAAGGGUCGUUACUUCACAUCAUUUAAGGUUCCAGAUGUCUAUGGGGUUUUCCAAUUCAAAGUUGAGUAUGAAAAACUCGGAUAUACAAGCUUAUCUCUAUCAAAGCAGAUUCCUGUUCGUCCCUUCAGACACAAUGAAUAUGAAAGAUUUAUACCAGCAGCUUAUCCCUAUUAUGGAGCAGCAUUUUCGAUGAUGGCAGGUUUCUUCAUCUUCACCGUUGUUCAUCUAUACCACAAAUGCGUUACUUUCUUAAAUCCUGCUUUUGGGGGGUUUUUAUGGGCUAUGUUUUAA